AUGGCCCGAAUGGAAAUCCGAGGUGGAGAUGCAAGGUGGUCUCUGAAGGGCACAACUGCUCUUGUUACUGGUGGUACUCGAGGCAUAGGUCAUGCUAUAGUAGAAGAAUUAGCAGAACACGGAGCUAUUGUGUAUACAUGUUCGCGGAAGCAAAAUCAACUCGAUGAAUGUCUAGAAAAAUGGAGAAGCAAGGGCUUGAAAGUGGCCGGGUCUGUCUGCGACGUGUCGUCACGGGUGGAGCGGCAGAAGCUAAUGGAAAGUGUGGCCCAAUACUUUGACGGGAAGCUUAGUAUCCUCGUAAACAAUGCUGGUAUAAAUAUGCUUAAGGAAGCUACAGAAUUCACAGACGAAGAUUACACGUACAUAAUGGGUACCAAUUUCGAGUCUUCCUUCCACUUGAGUCAACUUGCUUACCCCUUCUUAAAGGCAUCAGGAAGUGGAAACAUUGUGUUUAUAUCUUCUGUAGCUGGGGUACUAGGGUAUCCCUAUAUUUCUAUCUAUUCUGCGUCAAAAGGCGCAAUGAAUCAAAUGACGAAGAGCUUGGCAUGUGAGUGGGCAAAGGAUAACAUCCGCGUUAAUUCCGUUGCACCAGGGCUCAUAAAAACCUCACUUGUGGAUGCACUGUCUACAUCUGCUGAUAAGAAGGAAUUAACAAACAGCUUAGUUUCUCGAAUCCCUUUUGGCCGCCCGGGAGAGCCUAAAGAAGUCUCGUCGCUGGUAACAUUUCUCUGCUUCCCUGCUGCAUCGUACAUCACCGGACAGAUCAUUUACCCAGAUGGUGGAAUGUCUAUCAAUGGAUUUCCAUGA
Molecule: messenger RNA, 807 nt
Organism: Fraxinus pennsylvanica
Lineage: Eukaryota; Viridiplantae; Streptophyta; Magnoliopsida; Lamiales; Oleaceae
Source: the annotation of a GenBank genome assembly